Messenger RNA from Malus domestica (apple), 1759 nucleotides. RefSeq names its product protein ALTERED XYLOGLUCAN 9. Gene Ontology annotation, cellular component: Golgi apparatus. Gene Ontology annotation, molecular function: acetyltransferase activity. The record is from RefSeq and is a predicted model, not a curated record. Gene Ontology annotation, biological process: carbohydrate metabolic process. NCBI's taxonomy places the organism in Eukaryota, Viridiplantae, Streptophyta, Magnoliopsida, Rosales, Rosaceae.
AUUCUUCUUCCGUAAAAUGCACACAGAACACAACCCAACACCCGCUCUCCUCCUCCUUCUUCCUCCUCUCUGUUUCGUUGCCGCUGCAACGUUCCUCUCAGAGUCGGUCAAUAAAUUUACAGUCAAUUUUGUACAGCAGUACGCGGAAAAUACAAGAUUGAUUAAUUCGCAAGGCACCGAAAAUUCAAAUACUUUCUGGUCCGAUUAGAUGUUUGAUCUGAUGAGAAGAGUAACUGUAGUAUGAUAGGAGCUGUGCAAUUGGGGGUGUUGGCUGCGUGCGUCGUCGUUUUGGUCCCAAUGGCCAUGGCCGGAUACCAUCUUAGCCGCAACAAGAUGCUGUUCUUCAGCGGCGCUCUCUUCAUCACUCUCGCCAUCGGCGUCCACCUCACCCCCUACUUCCCCACCGUCAACGACUUCGUCACCACCGUCUCCUCCGUCGUCGUCUUCGAGAACCGCCGCGACUCCUGCCUCUCCCACCUCCACGACGUCGUUUGGGAGGUAACCCCUUCCCCCAAUUUCAACCCCCUCGAUAACAACACUGCCAAUUACGACAAGUCGUGGGCUUGGGCUUCUUCCUCCGCCGUUUCUGCAUGUGGGUUUCAGAAGCUGGGUCGUUUCGACGCCUCAGAUCUGCUCAACGGCUCGUGGGUCGUGGUGGCCGGAGAUUCUCAGGCAAGGCUGGUGGCGCUUUCGCUACUGAGUUUGGUUCUGGAUUCUGGGCCUCUGGAGAUGGUUAACAAGGAUAUGUUCAAGAGGCACAGUGAUUAUCAGAUUGUGGUGGGUGAGAUUGGGAUGCGAUUGGAUUUCAUCUGGGCUCCUUACACUCUGAAUUUGACCAAUCUGGUGACGAAAUUCAAGCGAAAUCGGAACUUCCCGGAUGUGUUGGUGAUGGGUUCUGGGCUAUGGCACAUGCUCCACUUCACCAACGCUUCAGAUUUCGGUGUUCAAUUGCAAUCACUCAGGAGGUCUGCGGCGUCCUUGUUGCCACUUUCGCCGGAGACCGGCUCCGAUAAGCCGGAAACCAGCUCGGCUUCAGGCUCUGGUUCGGCCCGGAGGCCGCACUUGUUCUGGGUUGGCAUGCCCACGUUGAUAAACUCGAUGUUGAAUACGGAGGAGAAGAGGGAGAGGAUGACUGAUGCAAUGCGUGGUGGGUAUGAUAAGGAGCUUCAAAAAAGUAAGCUUUUGCAGCAAUCCGGUGGUCCCCUUUGGUUACUGGACAUUGAGUCCCUGAGUUGGAAUUGCGGGGUUCGAUGUACGGUUGAUGGAAUGCAUUAUGAUAUGCCUGUUUACGAAGCAGUGCUGCACAUCAUGCUCAAUGCAUUGCUCAUCGAGUCUCACCAGAAGCUUUGAUUUGAUUCUUUUUGUUUUCUCUUGGUAUAUGUCCUGUUCCGGUUCGAUGGUUUGAUUUCAUAUGGAGAGAGCUUUUGAUUCAUGAGGGAAGUCAGUUGGCUCCUUUGCUUCCUACUUUUAUCGUGCAUCUUCGGUUUCCGCCAGGUUUUCUCUCUUGGCCCCGGAUUAACCCAGUAUAGUUUAUGUGAGAUAGUAAUUGAGAUUGAAAUUCAUUUGUAUCUUCAUUGCAUUUAUAUAAAUAUUGAAUAUACUUACACGUAUUGUGUAGUCUAUAGUCAAGACAAUACACAUCCGUUGUUGAUGAAUCAUUCAAAAAGAGCUUCCUGGAUAGAAAAUACAUGCUCCUUUUCACACCUUCUGUAGAUUAUAGCGGACACAAAAAUUUUGUUGUUUCGCGUCUGUUGUGCUU